Sclerotinia borealis F-4128 is the source of this 3603-nucleotide messenger RNA. The record is from the annotation of a GenBank genome assembly. Lineage: Eukaryota; Fungi; Ascomycota; Leotiomycetes; Helotiales; Sclerotiniaceae.
AUGUCUUCAGCCGCUUUGCAGACCGUACCUCAUCAACCAACGUCGAUAGGAUCGCAAUCACCAGUUGCGGCACCAUCAUCUUCGGGGAGACCUUACACCUCGGGAUCACAACAAUCUCGAGACCCUUACUACAAUCAAAACGCUACGAACGCGUCUCCAUCAUCUGCACGAAAACCAUCUCGAAGACCGAGCGGCAAUGGCGCAUCUACAAAUACACCUCCUCAAACCCACCAUACUUCACCUUCAAUAACAACAAACUCAGCACCGAUAAGUUCUCGCACAACUAAUCCUUCGAAUCACACAUCCCCAAUGAUUACAGCAGCCGCUUCAGGCUUUGCUCCAAUGGCUCCGGGCGAUCAUCAGCGAGGUGUUCCCCCAAUUGUCUCGGAAAGAACAUCUUCGAACAGACCGAACCCAGCAAUGGCUGCAGCGGUUUCGGCAGCAAACCAUAGCUCGAGUUCUAGGAGAGGUGAAUACACGAACGAGCAGCGGGCGAGAGAUUCACCACGUCGGGCACAGUCACAAGAUGAGCAACAUAAUGAAAGGAGAAAUAUACAAACCAAUGGAACCGGCGGCGAGGAUGCAGCAGCUUCCACCAAUGCAGCAACCCGGGCCAGACGUAGAGCUCAGCAAUCACCUGAAGCUUUACCACACAGGCCGGGUGGAAGUCGAGAACAGAGAGCUGGUCAAUCCUCCUCUUCUGCACAAAGCAGAUCACAUCCAGUGGGUACUAAUUCGCCUGCCGGACUGUCCCAUGAGGCCAGCGAGGUAUUAAAUCGUGUGAUGGUCAGCGACCCCAAGGUGGAUUUGGAGCGAGAGAGAGAGAGAAUGGCUGAGGCUGUACCUUCUUCCUCUGCGGCUCCUCCGGUGGUUGAUGAGGCUCCUCGGCAGCAAAGAUCUCGCCAUGAUCACACCGCCAACUCCGGAAAACGAGAAAAGAACAGCAAAUUUGGAGAAUAUUAUCUGGGCAACACACUUGGAGAGGGAGAGUUUGGUAAGGUGAAAAUGGGCUGGAAGCAAGAAGGUGGUGUCCAAGUCGCCAUCAAGCUCAUUCGCCGGGAUAGUGUAGGAACGAAUCCUACGAGGCUUGCAAAGAUAUAUAGAGAAAUCGCUAUUCUUCGAGAGAUAUCCCACCCCAAUAUUGUUCGUUUACAUGAAAUGGUCGAGACGGAAAGGCAAAUUGGAAUCAUUCUGGAGUAUGCUUCAGGGGGGGAGCUCUUUGAUUAUAUUCUCAACCACCGAUACCUCAAAGAUAAUGCUGCUCGCCGCCUGUUCGCCCAAUUGGUUUCCGGCGUUGGAUAUUUACAUAAAAAGGGGAUUGUCCACCGAGAUCUGAAGCUUGAGAACCUUCUGCUGGACCGCAACCGCAACAUCAUCAUUACAGAUUUUGGUUUUGCAAAUACCUUUAACCCAGACGAUGAACUUGGAGAUGAAAUUGAGUACAACUUAUCUAGUCGUGACUAUGUCAAGCGGAUGGAAUUGGAUAAGAUUUUGCCUGGCGGUUCGCGGAGAGGAGACUUGAUGCAGACAAGCUGUGGAAGUCCGUGUUAUGCAGCUCCAGAAUUGGUCGUGAGUGAUUCGCUGUACACCGGCCGCAAGGUUGAUGUAUGGAGCUGUGGAGUAAUUUUGUAUGCGAUGCUUGCAGGCUAUUUACCCUUCGACGAUGAUCCAGCCAAUCCCGAGGGCGACAACAUCAAUCUCCUAUACAAGUAUAUUGUUUCGACACCUCUUACAUUCCCAGAGUAUGUCACACCACAUGCUCGAGACCUUCUCCGCCGUAUUCUUGUCCCAGACCCACGCAAACGUGCAGACCUUUUCGAAGUUGCUCGACAUAGUUGGCUGAGUGAAUACGCGCAUGUUGUUGGCUUUAUCACUAGCAGCACGACAACUACUGUGGAAAUUGCCAAUACUACCGUUCCUUCCGACGAAACUCAAGAGACCCCACUCCUCGCUAGGAGUGCUUCGGUGCGAGAACCUAAAUCACAAAAGGCCCCCGCGGCUGUUGGCGAUCUUAGUAGAAAACAUGGGAAUGUGGACCAGGAUGCAGAGGAGGCACCUGCCAAAACCUCGAAAGACAAUAAGAGAAGAACCGUGCAGGUCGAAUAUGUGGCUCCAAGAUCACAGACACAGAGAGGCGAGCCUUCUACUAACUCGUCUAGUGCUCAAUCGGGUUCUAGGACGCGCGCUCGUGCUGGUAGUCAAGGUCCGGUUGAGAUCUCUGGAGCUCCUCAGGGCUCGAGAAGAAACGUACCUGCGGGAGAGAAGCCAUUAUCCCAGGAUCCUUCAAUGACAAGAGAAGCACAAUAUGCAACCUCAGGAAGAAGACCAGGAAGCUCACAGCGACAGCAAGGUAUGCCUCCACCUUCCCGAACUACUCGAGAGUACCGCGCAGCUUCAGAAAUUAAUCAUAUGGUCCCAGUAACUGGUCAACCGUCAAUUGCAAGGCCAAAUACCGGUGGUUCUAUGACUUCUAAUAGGUCUGGAUCUAUGGGCUUCCCUACACGGGGCUCGUAUAGCCAACCUGUGGCACCAACCGUCGCUGGAACUAAUGCUCAUGGUCGUAUGUCUCAGCCUCAGCCAAAGAGCUCGAAGAGCUACACCAUAUCCCCUCCUAUGAUGCAAGGCGAACAGACCUUCGAAUACCCCACACCCGCAACCUCCCAACCUGUUGCCCCAAAAUUCGCUAGGGUCGCAGGACUCCAAGGGGGGACUGCAAAUAUACCAUCUGAUAGUAGUAAAACUCACAAAAGAUCGAACACAAUUGGUGGCAUAUUUAGCAGAACAAAUUCACUGUUCGGAGGUAAGUCACACUCAGAUAAGUCUUCGGAGAAACCGAAGAAGUCAUACCCACCAGUCAGCAUGUCGAAUGCCAACGUUACAAAUGCCGAUGAUUCAAGACAAUCGAUGGACUCCAGACGCUCUAUAUCCUUUGGGUUUGGCAAGAAGAGAAGUGGAAGUAUAACUGGGCGAUCACAAACAGGCUCUCAGGAAAAGACUUCAAGAAGAUUUUCUCUUCUCCCGGCAUCAUUCUCCCUCAGAUCUAUUGGCAUUGGGAAAGAUUCUAGUACACCACCUGCUAGUACUCCAACCGAUGCUAACCAUGAGCCAUACCCUGAAUUCCAAGGUAAUCAUCUUGAUGCGCCGCAGGACAACAGGGACGCAAGGAAUAUUAGCGGAAGUACUGCAGACUAUCAGCAUGCGGAUGGAUCGUAUGAACGGAGCCGCGCUAGUCCUGCACAACAAGAGAGACAACGUUUUGCUCCACCACAGCAACAAACCCAAGAUCCUAGGUCGGCUGUUCCACCACAGUUCUUGCCACCCACAAAUUUCCGCCCAGAUGAAUCGGCAUUAACGACUGACUCUGAAUCUUCCUUCGGUCAAAGUCGCCGUGGGCCAUAUCAAAAUGAGAAUAAUAACUCAUACGAAGACUCGCGUAGACCAGUAGGACGCAAUAAUGGUAGAGGCGUACUGCAGAAGAAUAACCGGAAGUUUGCCGAUGCUUAUGAGCAAGAGCAUGCACACAAUGACCAUGGUGGUAGUAGUGGUGCCGCUAGAAAGGUGAUGGACUUCUUCCGAAGACGUGGAAAGGCUCGUGGAGAGUGA